AUGACAGCCCAAUUAUUGCAUAUUUCUUUGUCAACUGAUAAUGACGAACUUCGACGUACCGAUGUAUUACACCACUUAUUAACUAUUAAAUAUAAAUUUCAAAGUGAGAGUAGGGCUAUAACUAAAGAAUACUUCCUUCCAAAUUCUUCGACAAUGGUCCAGGUUUAUCAAACACUAUUAUACUCUACUAACGAAGAUAGUAAUAUGGUAAUAUCAGAUAGCGUUGAUUGUAAAGACAAUCAUUUAAUAAGACAAUUAUUAGAGACUAAAAAUGAUGAAUUAGAGAAUAAUAAUUUUGACGUGAAAGUUCCCUCAAUGUUUGCUUCACUACAAGAUGUUAUGAUACAAUGGCAAAAUGGGAAGAUUGGUAAAUCCACUAAUACAAUUGCUACUGCUUUACCGAUGUUAACUGCAAUGCAGAUGGCGAAAGAAUCGAGAAAACAUUGUCUCAAAGUGUUAAAGUGUAUGGUUGCACAUUAUCAAUUACGUACUUUGUUAUCCCAAGAUCUGUGGGAUUAG
Messenger RNA from Didymodactylos carnosus, 519 nucleotides. NCBI's taxonomy places the organism in Eukaryota, Metazoa, Rotifera, Eurotatoria, Philodinida, Philodinidae. The record is from the annotation of a GenBank genome assembly.